Phacochoerus africanus (Common warthog) is the source of this 4549-nucleotide messenger RNA. It is a transcript of the gene EPB41L2, whose product is annotated as erythrocyte membrane protein band 4.1 like 2. The record is from RefSeq and is a predicted model, not a curated record. Gene Ontology annotation, molecular function: actin binding; structural molecule activity. The transcript is spliced from 22 exons. Lineage: Eukaryota; Metazoa; Chordata; Mammalia; Artiodactyla; Suidae. Gene Ontology annotation, biological process: cortical actin cytoskeleton organization. Gene Ontology annotation, cellular component: plasma membrane; cytoskeleton. Bases 165 to 3308 code for a protein of 1047 amino acids.
GCACCUAGUUUUCCUGAUUUCUGUAUCACCGGGGCCUAGCCUGGGGUCUGCCACCGAAUAGGUGCUUAAUAAAGAUUUAGCCAAUGAGUUCACUUUGAAGAACUAACUUUUGAAAGUUGAUAAAAGAGGAUUUAGGAUCGGGAUUCGCGGAAUAAGCUGUGACCAUGACUACUGAAGUUGGCUCCACGUCCGAGGUGAAGAAGGAAUCUGACCAGUUAGGAGCAGAUGCAACCAAGGAGAAACCGAAAGAAGUAGCAGAAAAUCAGCAGAACCAGUCCUCUGAUCCAGAGGAGGAAAAGGGUUCCCAGUCGUCUCCUCCAGCUGAAAGCCAAAGUAGUUCACGCCCCCAGAAGAAAGAGAGAGAUCCAUCCGGGAGCAGGGGCAUUUCUCGGUUCAUACCCCCGUGGCUUAAGAAACAGAAGUCCUACACCUUAGUCGUGGCCAAAGAUGGAGGAGAUAAAAAAGAACCUACCCAAGCUGUUGUGGAAGAGCAGAUUUUGGCUAAGGCGGAAUCUCUUCCUGAAGAAGGAAAGCAGGCCAAGGGUGAUGCUGCGGAAAUGGCUCUGCAGAAACAACAGCAGAUUAAGGUCGAUGUCAAGGAAGAGAAACCUCCAGUGAGCAGUCUGGAGACGCAGCCUGUUGAAGAAGUAAGUAAGGAGAGAGAAGAGGAGAAGGGAAAGGAAAUACAGGAGGACACACUGGAUGAAGCAGCAAAAAGGGAGACAAAGGAAGUGCAGACCAAUGAGCUAAAGGCAGAGAAGGCCUCUCAGAAAGCCACCAAGAAGACCAAGACUGUUCAGUGUAAAGUGACCCUCCUGGAUGGCACCGAGUAUAGCUGUGACCUGGAGAAACGUGCUAAGGGACAAGUGUUGUUUGACAAAGUGUGUGAACAUCUCAACCUCUUGGAGAAGGACUACUUUGGACUUGUGUUUCAGGAGAACCCUGAGCAGAAAAACUGGGUGGAUCCUGCAAAAGAAAUAAAGAGACAGCUGCGAAAUCUGCCUUGGCUGUUUACCUUUAAUGUGAAGUUUUAUCCUCCUGAUCCUUCUCAAUUGACUGAAGAUAUCACCAGAUACUUCUUGUGCCUUCAGCUCCGGCAGGACAUUGCCUCAGGCCGCCUGCCCUGCUCUCUUAUGACUCACGCCCUCCUGGGCUCUUACACACUGCAGGCUGAACUUGGCGACUAUGACCCAGAAGAGCAUGACAGUAAUGACCUCAGUGACUUCCAGUUUGCCCCCACCCAGACCAAGGAGCUGGAAGAGAAGGUGGCAGAGCUGUAUAAGACCCACAGGGGCUUAUCUCCAGCACAAGCUGAUUCUCAGUUCUUAGAAAAUGCCAAGAGGCUUUCCAUGUAUGGUGUUGACCUGCAUCAUGCCAAGGACUCGGAAGGCGUGGACAUCAAGCUGGGCGUGUGUGCUAACGGGCUCCUCAUCUACAAAGACAGACUGAGAAUCAAUCGUUUUGCUUGGCCGAAAAUCUUGAAAAUCUCCUAUAAGCGCAGUAACUUCUACAUUAAAGUUAGGCCAGCGGAGCUGGAACAGUUUGAGAGCACUAUUGGAUUUAAACUGCCCAACCAUCGGGCAGCGAAAAGACUAUGGAAAGUGUGCGUGGAACAUCAUACUUUUUACAGGCUUGUGUCUCCAGAGCCUCCACCAAAGGCCAAGUUCCUGACCUUGGGGUCCAAAUUCCGCUACAGUGGCCGUACCCAAGCGCAGACCCGCCAGGCCAGCACCCUCAUUGACAGGCCGGCGCCGCACUUUGAACGCACCUCUAGUAAACGGGUCUCCAGGAGUCUCGAUGGAGCUCCAGUUGGUGUUGUGGACCAAAGUCUUAUGAAGGAUUUUGCUGGCCCUGCUGGAGAGGUGUCAGCAUAUGGCCCGGGAGUUGUCAGUCCUGCCGUGGUACAAGAUGGUGACGGCAGAAGGGAUGUCAGAAGCCCGGCUAAAGCUCCACCAGUGCAGUUCAUUGAAGGAAAGAAAAAUUCCUUGAGAGUAGAAGGGGAUAAUAUUUAUGUCAGACAUAGCAAUUUAAUGUUGGAGGACCUGGAUAAGGCCCAGGAGGAAAUACUGAAACAUCAGGCUAGCAUUAGUGAACUCAAGCGCAAUUUUAUGGAAUCUACACCUGAGCCGCGCCCUAAUGAAUGGGAAAAACGACGUAUCACACCUCUGUCUCUACAGACACAAGGGAGCAAAGGAGACCGUCUUUUCAAGGAUAUUUUUUCCAUGAAGGAGAAGCAUCAGAUGGCGGCAACACGAACAGUUGAAGAAAAAGCCCAGGAGGCAGACAAGAAACGCGCUCCCGAGUCCGAAGGGCCUUGCGCCGGAGCCAGUGAUGCUGUUAAGAGUUCACAUGAGACUCUGAAUGUAGUGGAGGAGAAGAAGCAGGCAGAGGUUGGGAAAGACGAAAGAGUAAUCACGGAAGAAGUGAACGGUAAAGCGCUGGCCCCUGGGCGUGGUCCUGGGGAGAUGCGGAAGGUGGAGCCGGGGACGCAGAAAGACUCCACCUCCCUGUCUUCUGAGAGCAGCCCCAGCAGUGAGAGCGAGGACGAGGACGUGGGGGAGUACCGGUCCCACCACCAAGUGACUGAGGGCACCAUCAGGGAGGAGCAGGAGGAGGAAGAAGAGGUGGAGGAGGCGCCCGGCCCAGCAGCCAAGGUAGUAGAGAGGGAGGACCCGGUGCCAGCAGCCCGCCCAGUCACCCACGCAGGUGCCAGUGUCAGCACAGUAGAAACAGUGAUCCAGGAAAACCUAGUUGCCCCCCAGAUCCCCACCGAGAAGAGUGUAAACGAAGGCGUUAAGCAAGACGUGCGCGAAGACCCGGAGGACGAGCCGCAGAAAGUUAACGGAGAGGUGUCUCAUGUUGACAUUGAUGUUUUGCCACAAGUUAUUUGUUGUUCAGAGCCACCAGUGGUAAAAACAGAGAUGGUAACAAUUUCUGAUGCCUCACAAAGGACAGAAAUCUCCACCAAGGAAGUCCCUAUUGUCCAAACUGAGACCAAAACCAUCACAUAUGAAUCUCCACAGAUUGACGGCGGGGCUGGUGGUGACUCGGGCACGUUACUGACUGCACAAACCAUCACAUCUGAGUCCGUGUCAACAACGACAACCACACACAUCACCAAGACUGUAAAAGGUGGGAUAUCUGAAACAAGAAUUGAGAAGCGCAUCGUGAUCACAGGAGAUGCAGAUAUUGACCAUGACCAGGCACUGGCCCAGGCCAUCAGGGAAGCCAGGGAGCAGCACCCUGACAUGUCAGUCACGCGGGUGGUGGUGCACAAAGAAACCGAGUUGGAGGAGGGGGAUGAGUAAGAUAUCCGCUUUUUAGACCACAACAUUCAACUUUGUGAACCAGAAGAAUUUUGACCAUUCCAAGUCUUAAUGCCACCACUGCUCCAGCAAAUUUAUACGACUGUUAACAAUGGCCAGAAGCCUGAAGAAUUAAAAUGCCAACACCAAACCUUACCUUAACAGCUCUGGUCUAUACCAUUCCCACGCAUUUUAAUAUAUUGUUUUGUUUUAUAACCACUCCUAAAUAUUCUUGAUUCUUUCUUUUUUUUUUCUGAUAGUUUUGUUUUUGUUUUCUGUUUACUUUGUGUACAACUACCUGCUUUUUACAACUCAUUUUGAUCAAAUGAUAGUGAACAAAGCCAGCCCAAGCUGGUAAGGUGCUGUUCGCUUGAACAGGUGCUGUUGUGCGGAAAGGAAACUCUGUGACUAAUUUAGAUAGUAGCUUUCCUUCUUUCCAAAUUCUUCCCACGGAGUUCUUACAAGUAAAUAUUUACAGAGUUUUCAGAUUGCCGUAAAUAUACUGUAUGAGAAAAUAUUAAUGCAGAUUUAAAAGCAUUUCUUACAUCAAGAAAAUUUUCUAGUGUUGGAGAAUUUCGUUGGGGAUAUUUUUGAUACUGAACCCUUUUGACUUUCCAGUCCUGUGACUUUUUGCUUUUAGCGGAAAGUCCGGGAGUCUCCAGACUGGAGAAUUACGCAGAAGUUCACUGACCACGCACUGUGCUAGAGACCCUGUCGCACCACAGUGCCGAUGCUUCUCAGACACAGGCUCUUCAGCAGCACUCCAGCCACCGGAGGGGGAGAAAAACAUCUCUUCCCUCUCGCUAAAACAUUCAGGCAGCUUAAAACCUUAGUGCUUUCUUUCUUAACAUGUCCAAAUUUCAAUACUUUCCAUUAUUUGAACCCUUGUGUAGAGCACUUGCUUUGUAUUAAACCUCCUGUCUCCAUGUGAAACUGACCUUUUUUGUUACUGAGCAGGUGUAUCGCUUUCAGGUAGUGUGAUGAUUCAUGCAGGGGUGAGGAGGCCAGGAGAGGAGGAAGGCUAUGGCGGUGUUUGUGACGGUUGUAAGAAAACUGUGCCGUUUAAAGCUGACACCAGAUAACCUGCUAGGGACUUAUUAACUGUAUUGAACAUUCUUUCCCUUGCUUUGCCCCUGUGUAUAGUUAGAAUGCCAAGAUUAGCUAUCUAGCAGCUUCAAGUUGUAUUAAAUGAUAUUUUGCUUUCUGUAAUACUGUUAUAAAAUAAAGUUUGUUUAUUCUCUAAA